Molecule: messenger RNA, 321 nt
Organism: Auanema sp. JU1783
Lineage: Eukaryota; Metazoa; Nematoda; Chromadorea; Rhabditida; Rhabditidae
Source: the annotation of a GenBank genome assembly
AUGACAAUGAAACUGAUUUGCCUGUACAUGUUAAUCACUCUGAUUACAACUACUGCCGCUGCUGUCAGCUGGGAACGUCAUUCAAAGCCUGUUGAAGCCAUGCAUUCAGACGAAAUGCCAAAGAUGCUUCGUAUUCAGUCUAGAGCUUAUUUACCUCCACGUUAUGCUAACCUAUUCGGCACGAAGUCUGCAGUUGUUCGAGAUGGAUCAGCAUUCCUCCCUAGAACAAUUUCCGACUUCACUGGUAAACUGGGGCAAAUCCGUCGUCAAACGUUCAGUUGGCAACCAUCUCGUGUCAAUGUGGAUAGCGAAGAUUUCUGA